UAUUACCGUUCCUACGCCUCCCAAGACCCUUCCCUGCAAAUUCCUUGUUCCUGGGGUUAAAUUUAUCAGGCGCGUCUACGGAAAACCCUUCAAAUUCCUUGAUCCAUUUUGUGAAUUGAAGUCCUCUACAGCCUUUAAAAAGCCAAGCAAAUUAAUGGGGUUGCCAAGAUUUACCCGUCCCAAAGGAGGGGAUACUGAUCGUACUAGUCCAAAUCUAUAUGUAGCCAACUGUGGACCUGCUGUUGGGCUCUCCUUCGAUCUAAUUGCUUCAGUUUUUAGCAAAUAUGGCGAAGUACAGGGUGUCUAUGCAGCUGAUGAGACUGGGACUCGAGUUAUUGUUUGUUUUGACGGUGACAACUCUGCAAAGUCUGCAAUGGAGGCAUUGCAUGAAAACCCGUGUUCUCAACUGGGUGGCCGCUCUUUACAUAUUCGAUAUUCAGUACAAUCAAGUGACCAAAUUCAGGUGAAGGACUUAGUUCUAGUUUCUUUGACGGAUUCUGAGUUGAAAGUUCCAGGCGUCUAUUUAUUGCAUGACUUCAUCACUGUUAGAGAAGAGGAGGAAUUACUUGCAGCGGUUGAUAGUAGGCCUUGGCACCAUCUUGCUAAAAGAAGGGUUCAGCACUAUGGAUAUGCAUUUUGUUAUGAGACAAGAAAUGUUAACACAAACCAGUACUUGGGCAAACUUCCCUCGUUUGUGUCUGUUAUACUCAAAAGAAUCUCACAGUUUCAAAAGCUUGGUUGCUCUGUGGAUAUAGAGUUGGACCAGCUAACAGUGAAUGAAUACCCAAUUGGUGUGGGUUUGUCACCACAUGUGGACACCCAUUCAGCAUUUGAAGAACCUAUUUACAGCCUUUCACUAGCAGGGCCCUGCAUCAUGGAGUUUAGAAAAUAUUCAACAGGUGUUUGGCUUCCUACGUCUACCUCAAACUUUGAUAACGAGGUGUCAGAUUCUUAUAGUGGCUCAAAUUUCAUAAGGAGAGCUAUAUAUCUUCCUCCUCGGUCAAUGCUAUUGUUAUCUGGGGAAGCACGGUAUGCUUGGCAUCACUACAUUCCCCACCAUAAGGUUGACAGAGUGAAGGACAAUGUGGUUAGAAGGGGCUCAAGGAGAGUGUCAUUCACAAUGCGCAACGUUAGGAAAGGACCUUGCCAAUGUCAAUACCCUGAUUUCUGCGAUUCUCAAAAAUAGACGAGGAUUUACUUCAAGAACCUUUGCAGACAGAGGGGAAGCAUCUCUAUAAAAAAUAAUAGCUGUAAGGCAAUUGCUUUAUUUUGAAACCAGAAAAUAAGAACCAGCCAAAAUCAGGGCUUGAAUUGUUAACCAGUAAUUGGACGGACACUCCUUUUUCUAACAUAAUGCCAAGAUGGACGUUCCAAUUA
Coffea eugenioides is the source of this 1377-nucleotide messenger RNA. RefSeq names its product alkylated DNA repair protein ALKBH8 homolog. Lineage: Eukaryota; Viridiplantae; Streptophyta; Magnoliopsida; Gentianales; Rubiaceae. Gene Ontology annotation, molecular function: oxidoreductase activity; RNA binding; demethylase activity. The record is from RefSeq and is a predicted model, not a curated record. Bases 155 to 1186 code for a protein of 343 amino acids. The transcript has 7 exons. Gene Ontology annotation, biological process: oxidative demethylation.